Messenger RNA from Entamoeba invadens IP1, 897 nucleotides. RefSeq lists its product as hypothetical. The transcript has a single exon. Gene Ontology annotation, molecular function: polyubiquitin modification-dependent protein binding; proteasome binding; ubiquitin binding. The record is from RefSeq and is a predicted model, not a curated record. The annotation marks the transcript as partial. Gene Ontology annotation, biological process: proteasome-mediated ubiquitin-dependent protein catabolic process. Gene Ontology annotation, cellular component: nucleoplasm; cytosol. NCBI's taxonomy places the organism in Eukaryota, Evosea, Mastigamoebida, Endamoebidae.
AUGGUAUCUUUUCUAGACUCCUUUCAUAUCAUGAUUGUAUGUAAAUACUUUAAUUCAUUUAAUGAUUUUGUACAAUUAAUGAUUGUUUCAAAAAAGUACAAAGACAUUGUAACUCAAUUUCAUUACAACCCAAUUCCACUCACUUUUAAUACUUUGCACUAUUUCACUCAUUUGGAAACUCUUCAUUUGUACUCACACGAAGACCAAAUGUUCCCUGAAAAUACAUUUUAUGCUCGAGUCUACCAUUAUAUUCAAGUCAAUGUAAUAACUCUUGUUGGUAAAACAAUUAUUGUUUAUGUUCACAACUUGGCUACUGUUUUAGACCUCAAAACCGAAAUUGAAAAGUCUGAAAACAUCACAACAUGUCAACAGCGAAUUAUAUUUAAUAAUAAGUUGCUUCAAAAUGAUGUGAAAUUGCACGAAGUUGGGAUCGUCGACAAAUCAAAUGUGCGUCUCGUUUUAGCACUAAAAAAGCCUGUCAUUCUGUUGUACGACUCAAGUGCUUCUGAAGGUAUAAAUUCAACACAAAAAGUUGAUAUCAAAAUCGAACUGUGCAAUUCUGUUUUUUCGUGUUUGUACCCAACACCACAAAAUGUCGAUGAAAACAACAAAAAGUGUAUUUGGAGUGCUUUUUACACAUCAAAACAACAUAGUAAAUAUAUAAAGAAUAGUAAAGAAGAUGAUAAUUUGAUACUUGAAAUUAAUAAUAAGAAGUUUGAGUAUCUCUUUUGGGAAGCCGAAACAUACAACACUUUUGAUGGUGAAAAGUAUGUUGCUAAAAAUAUUGAAGAAGUGAGAGAAGUGCUUGACAGACUUGGACUGAAUACAAGAGAACAAAACGACUUUAUCGUGUAUUGGGUUAAAUCACUGCAAAGAUAUAAAAAGAUGGGAAUUGUU